Molecule: messenger RNA, 6142 nt
Organism: Mauremys mutica (yellowpond turtle)
Lineage: Eukaryota; Metazoa; Chordata; Testudines; Geoemydidae
Gene: ZBTB4
Product: zinc finger and BTB domain containing 4
Exons: 4
Coding region: 2080-5646 (1188 amino acids)
Biological process (GO): regulation of cytokine production; negative regulation of transcription by RNA polymerase II; regulation of immune system process
Molecular function (GO): protein binding
Source: RefSeq, a predicted model, not a curated record
AGGGGGAGAGUGCCCCCCGCUGAACCCCCCCACCGCUCUCCCUGCAGCACCCCCGGUCUCCCAUCCUCUUAGUGAUCCAUCUGCUCGCUGAUUAAUGGUGAGAUCAGCCUGGCUCCCCGGCCAGGGCCGGGGCGGCGGGCGGCCAAAAGAGAGGAGUUAAGAUAUUCCAGAUGUAAGGGUUGGGGAUUUGCAGAGAAUGGGUUUUGUUUGCAACAUGUUUGAAAUUCACCCCAGUGUCAGGCUGUCCUAGUGCAAAACCGGUUCACAGUCGGCUAGUGAGUGCUUGGUCUGCGUCAGUCGUGCGUGUCUCCCUUUGGGAGGGAGUGUGUGUGUGUGCACGCGCGUGCAGGCUGCGCUUGGGUGUGUUCGCGGGUGCGCCUUUGCAUGUGUGUUUCUACAGCGGGAGUGCGGUUGUGAACGAGUGUGGAUUUGCACGUGUACCACGAGUGGGUUUGUGAAUGAGUGUGUGUUUGUGGGUGUAGCAUGGGCGUGUACAAUGUGAGUGUGUUUGUGCGUGUCCCAUGGGUGUGCUUGAGUGGCUGACAGUGUGCACGUGAGUGUGUGCGUGCUUGUGGAUAAGUGUACAGUGUGCAGGUGAAUGGGUGUGCAUGUGAGUGAGGCUGUAUUUGGGUGUGUACCAUGUAAGGGUGUGUUGGCGAAUGUGUGGCCUUGUUUGUACAAUGAGUGUGCAAACAGGAGUAUAGUUGUGUAACGGUGGGUGUAUUUGUGAGUGUAUUUGUGUAUGUACAAUGUGACCGUGCGUGAAUGAGUGUACCUAUGUAUGUUUGUACAGUGUGUGUGAAUAAGUGUGCAUUUGUGUAUUCUUUUUGGUAUGCUCACAAGUAGGGUGAGUGUGUUUGUGAGUGUCUGUACAAUGAAUACAUUUGCGUGUGCCUGCCAUGGAUGGAGGGGUGUGUGUUUGUCAGUGUCUGGUGUCUGGGUGUGUACACGACAGGUAUGUAUGCUUGUGAACGUAUGUUCUGAUGCGUUGGUAUGUACAGCGUUGGUAUGUUGUUGUUUUGUGAAGUGUGUGUAUGUGCAGGUGUAGAGCAUAGGAAUGAGUGUGUGUGUGUGUAUUUGGAGUGUGUUUGUACGCAGUGUAGAGGUAACAUGGGGGAGAGGUGUUGAGUGUCUGUGUAUAUGGGAAGCUUGUGUAUGGUACGGGCCUACAAGUGUGUGUUUGUGAAUUAGUGUGUGCAUGGGUGUGUUGGCGAGGGUGUGCAUGUUGCAUGUGCGCAGCGGGUGAAUCUGUUAUUGCGUGUGAUGCAGCAGGAGUGAACUGAACCGUGUCCGAUUGUCCACGUUUGGUAUGCUGUAUCCCAUAUGUUUGUGUGACAACACGUUUGUGCCAACAUCUCAGUGUGCGGUUGUGUACAGCAUCAGUGGGUGUGGUGCUUGGUAUGGGUCUGUCAGUACUCUGUGUGUGUGUGUGUGUGUGUGCAUGCGGUGUAGGGGUUGUCUGUGCUGGGUGUGAGUUUAGUGUGUGUGUGUGAAAGAGGAGAUUUGCAGUGUGUUUGUGUUUGUCCAGUGUGGUGUUUAUGGGAGGUUGUGUAUGCAGUGUGUGCAUGUGUCUCUGUCCAGUGUGUGUGGGUGUGAUCACACCCCUCCUUCUAAAGGGGCAUUUUGCUUGGAGAACAUUUUUGUAGGGCCUGUUUCUUUAACGCAGGUCCCAGCUGAAUCACAGGGGUUGACAUGGGAAGGGUCCUGGUGACAUCACAGCCAGUUCAGCCAACGAGUAUCCAGAGCCUGCGAUCCGGCUCCCCACCGUCUCCAAUUAGCUCUGGCUGUAUCUGGGACACGCACGCCAGUUACGUCACGGUGUCGCUGGGCUCCCUCUCCCCCCCCCCCGCUCCGGUCUCGGAGCCUGUACCACUGACACGCACCCGCCUCUCCGGUUUCUAACACGUCUCCAGCCGCUCCGCCAGCCCGUGACCCGUUUGCCUGGAUUCGUUGCAACCUGCGGGUGCCGAUGACGGUGUGGCGGAAGCGGAUCCUGUCCAGGGAGAGGCAGAGCCGAGGAGUCGUGGGGCAGGAAGCCGUAGUCGAUGAGGGCACCUCCCACAGCUCUGUGGCCCCGCCAUGGCUCCGGUGCUGGAGCUCUCGGACGCCGCCCACUCCCGCUGCCUGCUGGUGGAGCUGAAUGAGCAGCGGCUGCGGGGCCAGUUCUGCGACGUCACCAUCAUCGCCGAAGACACCAAGUUCCCGGCCCACAAGAACGUGCUGGCGGCGUCGAGCCCGUACUUCAAGGAGGUGCUGUCGGAGGAGCCGGCCGGCCGCCAGCCGGCCCAGGUGCUGGAGCUGCCCGACAUCCAAGCCGGGGUCUUCUCGGACAUCCUCAACUUCAUCUACCGGUCUCGCCUCUCGGUGCCCAGCCCGGCCGCCGCCCGGCAGAUCGGAGCCGCCGGCCGCCGCCUGGGCAUCUCCUGGCUGGAGAACCUGGACCCCGCCGCUCAAGCCAAGGAGAUGAGUGAGCCCUGGAGCCCCGAGGCGGCCGGGGACACCUCGGCCUCCUCCCCGAGAUCCUGCGGCUCCCCCGUGGACCUGACCUGCCCGUCGCGGCCGGCCGCCAGCCCCGUCUGCCUCCAGGAGCCGGCCCGGCCGCCCAGCCCGCAACGGGAGGCGGAUAACGAAACCGAGACAGCGAAGAUCCUCUACGCCCUGAGCACGGCGCCCGCCGAGCCGGGCGCCCCGGACUGGGAGCGGGAGCGCAGCGCCGCGGAACCGCCCGCCCCCGCCGCCGCCACCGGGGGCGAGCCGGCGCCGUCGUCUUCCUCGCCGGCGGGCGGCGCCUUCCGCUGCGGGCUCUGCAGCCGCUCCUUCGCCACGCCGGCCGCCCUGAGCCUGCACCUGAAACUGCACCGGAGCCGGCGCUCCCUCUCCUGCCGCCACUGCGGCAAGAGCUUCAUCCACGUGAAGCGGCUGCAGACGCACGAGGUGCUCUGCAAGGAGGCGGAAGAGGAGGAGGAGGCAGUGGCGGGCGGCUCGGAGGCGCCGGCCCCAGCGGCUCCCCUUCCGCCCGCCGCGCCGGCGCUGCCGAAACCGGCGUCUUCCAAGAAAGGCCUGCUCUUCCGCCACCGGGCCCUGCAGCGGCUGGAGUACAUCCCGGAGCAGGACCACUUCGUCAAGGUGGUGGACGGCCACGUCAUCUACUUCUGCACCGUCUGCGAGCGCUCCUACAUGACCCUCUCCAGCCUGAAGCGCCACUCCAACGUCCACUCCUGGCGGCGCAAGUACCCCUGCCGCUACUGCGACAAAGUCUUCGCCCUGGCCGAGUACCGCACCAAGCACGAGGUGUGGCACACCGGCGAGCGCCGCUACCAGUGCAUCUUCUGCUGGGAGACCUUCGUCACCUACUACAACCUGAAGACCCACCAGAAGGCCUUCCACGGCAUCAACCCGGGGCUCAUCUCCUCCGAGAAGACGCCCAACGGCGGCUACAAGCCGCGGCUGAACGCCCUCAAGCUUUACCGGCUCCUGCCCAUGCGCUCCCAGAAGCGACCCUACAAAACGUACAGCCCGGGGCUGCUGCCGGAGGGGCUGCUGCUGCCGCCGCCCCCGCAGCCCCUCCCCGUGGCGCUGGGUGAGGGGGACCCCGCGGCCGGCCCCGGCGGGGAGGCGGGGCCCGGCUUUGCGGCCGCCAACGCUUCGGAGGCGCCGGAGGCCGAGCGCUUCCUCCGGCCGGCGCCGGCCGAGCCGGGGCCGCCCCCGUUCCCGGCGGAGGAGGCGCGGCGGGCGGACGGCGAGGCCCCGUCGGUCAUCGCCUACGGCCACCCGGCCGCCUCGGUCAUCGUGCACAGCACCUCGGUGGCGCCGGCGGGAGGCGGGGGCGGCCAGGCCUCCUCGGUCAUCACCUACAACAGCACGCCGGCCGCCCCCCGCCCCGCCCCGGCCGAGCCCCUCAAAAAGCAAGUGCUGAAGGAAUACAUCCAAGCCCAGAAGGCGGCCGAGCAGGCCACGGAGGAGGCGGGCGGCGGGGAGCUGCCGAAACCCCGCAGCCUGCGGCCCGGCCGCACCAUGACUUACAUGGCCAAGCCGGCCUACGUGGGCGCCGCCUCGGAGAGCCGCAGCGCCCCGCUGUGCCAGAUCACGGUGCGCAUCGGCGAAGAGGCCAUCGUGAAGCGGCGCAUCUCCGAGACCGACCUGAUGCUGGACAAAAGCCCGCGGGGCCCCAAGCGCUUCGAUUUCGGGCCGGCCGAGAAGGCGGCUCCCGGCAAACGGGCCGGCGGCUCCUACGCCCACAACGAGAGCGGCGAGGAGGAGAGCGACCGGGACGCCGAAGACCAGCUCUGGCGUCCGUACUACACCUACAAGCCCAAGCGGAAGGCCUGCGGCUCCGGCGGGGCCGGCUCCGGCGUCCCCAAGGUGAAGCGGUCUUCCCGGUGGCGCCGCAAGCUGCGCUCCCUGCGCUGGAUGAAGCGGGGGGAGGAGGAGGAGGAGGAAAGGGAGGAGCCCAGCCCGGCGCCCGCCCGCGCCGCGCCCAGUCCCGGAGGCUCCGACGCCCCGGCGCCCGAGCCGGCGCACAAGGCCGGGCGCGGCACCGCCGAAUGGAAACACGAGUGCGGUGCCUGCGGGAAGCUCUUCUCGGCACUGAAGAAGCUGCGGAAACACGAGCGGGUGCACGGGCGGCCGGGCAAGGACGAUCCGGCGCCGGCUCCGGCGCACCGGGUGGGCCGCAAGCCCUCGGUGAAGUUCACCUGCGCCCACUGCGCCAAGGUCUGCAAGACGGCGGCGGCCCUGAGCCGGCACAUGAAGCGGCACGAGGGGGAAAGCCGGGAGCCCGGCCCGCCCGCCCUGACCACCGUCAUCGCCUAUUCCAAAAAGCCGGAGGAGCCGGAGCCGGCGCUGGCGGCCGUCAAGGAGGAAAUCACGCAGGAGAUGCAGGUCUCGUCGUCCAGCGGGGAGCCGGCGGCGGCGGAGGCCAGCCGGGGCCGCGCCGCCGGCCAGCUGGCCCCGCCGGAGAGCCAGGGGGCAGCGCCGCCCCGGGAGGAAGAGCUGAUGCCGCCGGAGACGGGCGGGCCCCCGGAGGCGGCCGCGCCGGUCGCCGAAGCCGCCACCACCAGCCGGGCCGAGCUGGCCCCGGCGCCGCCCGCCCCCCGGGCCGCCCUCUCCUUGCAAGACCCCGUCAUCUCGCACACCAGCCCGGCCCCGCCCGAGGAGGAGGCGGCGGGCGGCUACCCGGAGCGGUACCCGGUGCAGGAGUACCCGCUGCCCCUGCUGGCGCCGGGGGGCUGCCGGACCCGCAAAGAGGCGGAAGACAAGCCCCCCUUCCUGGCCUACCCCGGCCCCCUCCCGUUCGGCGCCGUGGCCAAGGCCGGCGACGGGGAGGGCAAGAUGAGCUUCUACCCGGAGCCCUACCCGCUCAUGUACGGGCACCAGCUGCUGGCCGCCUACCCCUACAACUUCACCAACUUGGCCGCCCUGCCCGUGGCGCUCAACGUGGUCCUGCCGGACGACAAGGGCCCGCCCCUGCCCUUCCUGCCCAGCGUCUUCGGCUACUCGGUCAACCCCUGCCGGAGCGAGGCCCAGGACGGGGCCGGCGCCGGGGCCGGCAGCGGGGCGGGGGCCGGGGCCGGCCUGCCCCGGGGGGGGGUGCUCCGGGGGGAGCCCCCGGCCCCCGAGCGCCUGAAGAAGGGAAAUUUCCUGUGAGCGGCGAAGGGGGGGGGGCGGGGGGCGCCCGAGCUGGGAUGCUGGAGGCGGGGGGGGGGGGGAGCCGAGGGGCGCUGGAGCCGUGACACCCCCCCAGAAGUGUGACAUCAGGACCUGGGCUGGGAGCUGUCACUCCAGACGGAGCAGCCCCCCCCUCCAAUUUGGUCCCCCCCGUCAGUGACUCCUGGGGACCCCCCCCAUCCCCACGGUCCUCAGGACUCCUCCUCCCCACCCCCCCCGACCCCUAGGGGCGCCAGCGCCCAGGCCGUGCAGCUGGCACAUCUGGGGGGGGGGGGAGGCGGGUGGUUACCCCAAGGGAGGGGCUAUAGAGAGGGACCAAUCUGUGGGAGAGGCCCCCCCCAAAACGAGUGAGAAGGUGGUUUAGGGGUGGGGGAGCCCAGCUGUGAGGGGGGAGGCACUGCAGUUCCCCCCCCCAGAAUGCACUGCAAAUCCCCCCCCCCCCCGGCUCCGACAGGGACCUGCCCCGGGUACCCCC